Penaeus chinensis is the source of this 1167-nucleotide messenger RNA. RefSeq lists its product as uncharacterized. Gene Ontology annotation, molecular function: calcium ion binding. Bases 217 to 1167 code for a protein of 316 amino acids. The record is from RefSeq and is a predicted model, not a curated record. Lineage: Eukaryota; Metazoa; Arthropoda; Malacostraca; Decapoda; Penaeidae. The transcript has 8 exons.
GCUAGUGUGCUGCUGGCAGGCGUGUGCUGUGUGUGUGUGCUCCCGUCGCGUACGAAGUCACUUGGAUGUCAUCUGGCCACCACUGACAAAAGAUUCCUCUUAUUUCGGCUCGCGACUACCACUUCGCAACCAUUGGGAUCGCACUCCCCCAAGCCCCACCUCCACCAACGCCGUCGUCUCCACUUCGUCUUUCAUCUCCUAAACCGCGUCUUCGCUAUGGCGACUCCCCCGGACAGUCCGUAUGGCGACUUUAUGAUGACAUUUGAGACCGUUCGGCCGGUGAAACACAGACCAGUCAAGCUUGAAGAACUAUGCAAACAAACAAAGUUUACCCGACAGGAGAUACGACUCAUGUACAGGGGGUUCAAACAGGAAUGUCCAGAGGGCGUAGUUCAAGAAGACACUUUUAAGGAAAUAUAUGCCAAGUUCUUUCCACAUGGAAAUUCCAGUUUGUACGCACACCACGUAUUCAAGGCCUUCGACCUAAACAGCAACGGACAGAUUAGCUUUAGGGAUCUAUUAGUAAGCUUGUCGCAGCUCCUUCGAGGCAACGCGUACGACAAGCUCAAGUUCGCCUUCAAGCUCUACGACGUGAACGGCGACGGAUGCAUCACGAAGGCUGAGCUCACCGACAUCGUUUCGUCCGUUCACGAGCUCAUGGGGAGAUGUAGCCACAACAGACACCCUUGUAUCACACACAAGUUUAACCAUGAGGAAUGGCCACAAGUUACUCGAACCGACAUAAACACAUGGGGCAAGCCUGACUACAUUGCAGCCAAACCUCGAGUUCCCGCCAGAGAUUGCCUUCGUUCGGACAGACAUCUAGGGACGAAACCUUGUUUACUGGGCUGCGCGGGGCUCGGAGCUUCGCGCCUGAAAGGUUUAAUUACAAUGGUGACCUUAAGUGACCUUAGUGCCCGUGGAGCGUUCGUAGCUUUAAUUUAUGAAAAGAUGACAAUUCACAGUAGAAGUGAGUUAGGGAAUACGCAUACCCGCGCCCAUGCAUCGCAGCGCAGGGUGCACCUUCGUUUGCAGAACACCUACCUCCUUUCUGACGCGCCCGACGUCUGUUCAGGUGCACGAACCUGCUCCAGCCAUGGAACUCACAGAACCGCCGUAGGUGUGAGUGCGACCACCAUCAAAGGGGGCGCAGUGACAACCCUAUAA